GACUUGUUGAUACUUGUCAGUGUCAUAAAAUUACAAGUUACGAGAAAUAUUGGUGACUAAUAAAUGUUUUUUAAAGAAAAAUGUGAUUUUUGUUGUAAUAAACAAAAUUUAGAUAUUAAGUUUAAUAAUGGCAUACGUAAAUGUAAAAGACUGGUCUGUAGACCAAGUUACGGACUGGCUGAAAGGUUUAGAUAAUGUAAUUUUACAAUACAAUUCCUCGUUUUUAAAUAAUGGUGUCACUGGUCAUCAGUUACUCAAUCUGAGAGCUGACGAUUUGGAACACCUAGGAGUAAAAAUGUUAGGACAUCAAGAAAUAAUUUUAGAGGCUGUUGAACAUCUGAGAAAUUUCCAUUUUGAGUUAGACAAAGAAAAUUUACAAACUUUAGCUCUAAGAUUAUCAUGUGCUGCAAAUUCUCUAUACAAAGAACUGCUACUCUUAGAUGAUGACUGUACAGUGGUACAUACUCAAGUGAUGUCAGAUGUUCACAAUAUUAUAACUACAAUCAAACCUCUAGCUUACUGGCUUGACAGAUCACCAUUUGCUGGUGACAAAGACUAUAUUGAUAAUAAGACAAAUCUUUUGCAAUUGGGCUUUGAAAUGGCUACUAGUGCUCAUAGGGGAAUAUUUUCAGAAAAGCCUGUAUGUACAAUUAGGAAAAUAUGUGAAAAGUUAACGAAAAUAGCUGAUCAUAUAAUUCAGGAAAUAAUGGACCCUAUGAUAUUACAACCUGCUUCAUUAGAUUUAGCAACUUUAAAAAAGAAAGAACAAGAACUGGGAUUUUUUAUCUUGCCUUGCUAUCAGUCAAUCCAUCAAAUAGCUGAAAUCAAACAUGGCUCUCCUGCACAUGGGAGUAGCAAAAUUGAAGAAGGAGAUGAGAUUGUACAGGUAAACUAUCAAACUGUGGUCGGUUGGCAAAGAAAGAAAGUAAUGUUAUUGCUUCAGGAAUCGCCUCCUGAAAUCGUUCUUACAUUAAAAAAGCGACCCAGACACACCAAAGUUUACGGUCAGAUAUACAUGAAGCCAUACCGCUUGCCAAGUAGAAAAAGAAAUGGGCAAAAUUGGUCUACGAGGUGGAAUGAUAACAUCCCUUCUCCUAGAUUGCUGCCUAUAAUUAAUCUACCACCUAUAACCAUAUCGAAGAGCGACGAUGAGGCAGAAAUCGCCGACGCUGAAACCGAAUUGAGUAGUAGCGAUAGUGAACCCCCUGAUAGUCCCUUGGAUGCGAGCGUUCGUAUGUACCCCUUAAAGCCUAGGCCUAUUUUGCAAAGGCGUAAUACCAUUUCGGGAGCCACACCUACUAAUAAGAGAGCUUAUCCGUCCAUUGAACAAUACUGGGAUUUUAUCAAAUCUCGAACAAACACUUCCCAUUCGAGUUCCUACAAUAUCGACAGCUCAAAAUUUGAAGAAGAUUCGAGGUUUUUAAGAGACAAAAGCGCCUCUUGUAACGUGGGACUGGAUUGCUCGCCUAGACCUACGACCGUCAUCGGUAUAGCUCACGGCAGUACUUCGUCUCAUAGAAAAAAUUCCAAAGAAAAGUCGGUUAAGAAGAAAGUCAAUUUUCAAGAAGAGAAAAGGCUCGAGGAAAGGAGACAAGAAGAAAAAAGGAUCAAAGAAGAAAAGAAAGAAGAUAGUUGCGCGAUAAGCAAUAAAGAAGUUAAAAACGUGAAGUUAUUAGAGCCGUCGAAUUUGGAUACAGAAAAAAGUUUGAGCGUUGCUAGUUUGGCUAGUUUGAAUAAUGAAAACAUAUCUUACAUAGAUGAAGAUGAAAAAAAAGUAAAAGGUUUCUCUUUUUAUGUAUCAGGAAGAGAAUUAACAGAUCGGUCCAGUAUGACUCUAGAUUACUGGAAAAAAGAAAUCGUUGAUGAAAUAAUAGAUACAAUAAAAAAUAAACCCGUUUUUGAAGAUAUUGUAGAAAAGCCGAAAAUAGAAGAAGAAACAAACGAACAAGUAGUAGAGACAAUCAAAAAUGAAUCUGGUAUCAAAACUGCUUCGGAAACAAUCAAUAUAGAAUCAAAACAUGAAAACACUGAAACUAAAUGUAUUAACAACUUUGAAAGUAUUGACAUCAAAUCUACCUCUGAAUUAAAAUCGCUCAACUCAGCAAUAAUGAAAGAUCCAAUACUUUCCGAAAUUAACAUUCACAAUAUUAUUAGAAAAUUCGAUGAACAUAAACCGGAAACGCCAGCAAAACCGAGGGUACUACCUAGAACGCAAAUUAAAAAGUCUCCAGAAGUACCACCUAAACCAGAGGGUAAAGUAAAGCCAGCAGUACCGCCCCGAAGCGCUACAACUAAACUAAGAGGAAAAUUAGAUAAAAGCCAUAGUACCCCUGCUUAUGAUCUGUCUGAAGAACCCGAACAAACACCCAUAAUACCAGAAAUCUCAAAAGAAUUCGAGAAAAUUGAAAUUACCAAAUGCAUUAUUAAAGAGGUUAAAGAAGUGAGAGAAAUUGAAGAAAUUAGAGAAACCAAAGAAGUUAUUAGGGAGUUUGUAAGAGAAGUUAAUGUACCGUUAAACGAGUCCAUUUAUCAAUUGGGUAUACCAGUUGUAGAGGCUGUAAACUUGCCUGUAGUUUUUAAGGAUGAAAUUAUUAAAGCUGAGGAACUUGCCACUGAGGUUAAACUGUCAGAUGUCCCGCCGAAACCACCGCCACGUAACGUCGUCGACAUGCCGAAACCCGCCUACCCCGCCGAUUCUCCAAAACCCCAAAACUUAUUGGACAUGACCAAAAAUCAAAUGCCCCCGAAACCAGUUUUCGAAUUUCCCGAACCUCCGCAACACGACAUCCACAUGGAGGUAAAGAGUAUACUGGAAGAAAAGUUACCUUCUACUCCGAAACUGUUCGAACCCAAGGUUGUUUCAACGCCUGUGAGUAAAAGCAGGAUGGAUUAUGAGAGCGAUGCUAACUUUUAUAAGGCGGCCCCUAGUUAUGAGAUACAAAAGAGCGUUAGCGAUACUAAAGUUUCUCCAACUAAUUCUAUUGUUAAGGGGUUGAUUGCUAGUAAAAAGGCGGGAAGAAAAAAGAAUUCUUUGGCAGCCAAAAGAAGAAAGGUAACAGUUAAUGACCUUAGUCCAUCAGAUAUUCAAGGUUUUCUGUAUCAACGGUUGAGAGGUAAACAUGUGCACUGGGAAAGAAGAUGGUUUGUACUUUUAGGAAGUUGUUUGUAUGGAUUUAAAACGAAAGAAGAUUCCAAAGCCGCUUGUCUUAUUUUUCUCGCUGGGUUCACGGUCGCUGUGGCCAGUGAGGUUAAAUCAAGAUUGAAUUCGUUUAAAGUCUACCACACUGGUACAGUCUUUUACUUCUCGGCAGAAGAUCCUGAUGCACUCCAAUCCUGGACAGACCUAAUAAGGUCUGCGACGCUCCAUAACGAGCUUAACAAAACUCCCGACACUUCUCUCUAUUCCGAAACGGACGAAUCCGAUACCGAAAAAACGAAACAGCAAGUCGAAAAAUCUGAUUCGUUGAAGAAAUUUGGAUCUCUGAAAAAGUUCACUUCGAAAAAAUCGUCUGCUAGUGAUACGGGAACGCCUAGCGGGAGUACUAGUCUCGAUAGGAAAUGGUUUUUUAACAAGUCGAGUAGUCAUAGAAAGGAUUCGGUUCCGGUACCAACUGCACAGUUCAGGUCUUAUAGAAAAAUUCGGACAACAGACAGCCAAUCCAGCGUUACUACAGGCAAUUUUACUUCACAUGUUCAAUUAUUUGGCACUGAUAAUCUUACAAACCCACAAAAUGUUAGCGUACCGAAUUUAUCCAUGGAAAGUGUUAGGCCUGAACUAUAUAGAGAAAUUCCCAAAACCAGGCCGAAACCUCUUAAUUACAUGCACGCAAGCAAUCCUAGUCUUUGCAAUGUGAGCGACUUCAGCGUACCCAUCUUUGGUAAAACUACACUUAAACCGCCGCAUGACACUUUAUCGGGAUUUGUAACUCUCGAAGAGUUGAUGAACAGGCAAACAGAAGAAAGAAAAAUGAACCCGCAUCACAUUGUCGAAGAAGUUACGAGGAAUCUGCAACUUGUUACUCCGGACGUCGUGUACGGUGAAGUUCCAAUCCGUCUAAAAAACUACGAAAAAAAUAUCGAAGAAGCAUCGGACAUCUCUUCGAGUAGUUCAAAAACGCGUAUGUCGUCUUCCAGUGAAAAAAGUGCUAGUAGUAGUUCGUGUUUUGGCAAACGGCUCGGUUCUUUGAAGAAAAAUCACGGGAAAAAUGAAGAAUUCGAUACCAAAACCUCUACUUAUCCAAAAACUAACAAAGGAUGUGAUCAAAAGUUGAACAGGUCUCUGCCAAGGACUCACAAACUUCCAGAAAAAUACUCGAGAUAUGAAGAUCUUCCACCACAGUUAUACGACAAAGAGUAUUUAGCGGCCAAAUACAAGGAACGAUCUUACGAAAUGAUAUAUUGUCCAGAAAAAAUAAACGACGUUCAAUUUGCCACGAACAGAACUCUCGACGACACAAUGUAUAACGAUACCCCUAAAAAAAGCGGGAAAGUGAAGAAACAACACAGUUUUACUUCAUCCGAUAAAAAAACGAAAUUUACCAACAAAAUUCAAGAUUCGACGUCUUCCAAAGUAAGGCUAAAAUCAGCCAAUCAAUACACUCCAAUGUCGCUACCUUCCAGCCAAGAUCCCAAAUCGAAACCAAAGUUCGCGUUCGAACUGAACCUCGACGAAAAAUCGCAAAAGAGUGGAAAAUUGAAACAAAUGUUCGGUGGUAAAUCGGAGGGAAAGAAGGAGAAAACGUUUUUGGGAUCGCCCAAGUUGCAUAGAGCUAUUUUUAAGAAACACAGUUCCGGAUCUGAUUUGAGUUGGCCAGUAGGGACGCCUACUUCUCAGCAAAUUUCCAUGUCGCAGAGUACUUAUUCACUAGAACAUUCACCACCAGUGAUAUCUGAGCCAUUCGAGAUCAACAUAAGUCCACAUGCUGAUUAUCCAGGGUUGGAGUACCCGCCUGUAUUUGAACCUGAAACCUAUUCCUUAGCCAAUCCGCAAUCUAGCUUUAAUUUAGUAAGAAACAAACAGGGCAAAAAUACUCAAUAGUUAAGGGAAGAGUCAAUUAGAUUUAGACUGACAGAAUAUAAUUGUGAAAAUCGUAAUUAUUUCCAGUUUUUUAAUAUGUAUGUAUAAUUCCUAAUUUAUGAUUUAUAUUCCCUUAAAAAUUAAUUAUAUUGCUAAAACGGUUAAAAAAAUCCACUUCCAUAUAAAAAAAUAGUUUUAAAAAUUCCAAAAAACACCUUGUAAAAUAUUUCAUUGUUUUAUUUAUUUUGUAUUGAUUCGUUUAUAUACAUAAAUUUUUUAUAUUAAUAUAUUUUGAGAGAUAUUAUGUCGGUGCAUGAAUUGGACUGUAUUUGAUUGUGAUGAAUUGUCAGUUUUAGUUUUUAAGAAAUUGUUAGUUUUAGGAAAUAUAUUCAGUAUUAUUUUGUACAUAAUAAACUUACAAUCAAACCGUUAUUAUAAUUAAGUGCCAAAACAUUAUUGUUUUGUUAUAGUUAAAAAAUAAAGCAUUUGUUAAAAAU
This is a messenger RNA of Psylliodes chrysocephalus, 5514 nucleotides long. NCBI's taxonomy places the organism in Eukaryota, Metazoa, Arthropoda, Insecta, Coleoptera, Chrysomelidae. The record is from the annotation of a GenBank genome assembly.